AUGUCCGAAGAAAACAUAGCACGAUAUGCCUCGGGAGGCUUCCACCCGGUCCGCAUCGGGGACAAGUUUGACAACGGAAAGUACCGUGUGCUACGAAAACUUGGGUUCGGGGUGUAUUCGACUGUUUGGCUGGCUCACAAUACACAGACGAAGCAAAUCGUCGCCCUCAAAAUCUUGACAGCAGAUACGUACGAUGGCAAAAAGGACUCAUACGAGCUUGCCAUACUGGACUGCAUCGUCAACAAACAGAAAGCAUAUCAAGGACAGCAAGAAAAUCGAAAAGAUCCGCGAGGUAAACAUGUUCUUGGGCUCCUCGACACGUUCAAGCACGACGGUCCAAACGGCCAGCACGUAUGUUUAGUAUUCAAAGCCAUGGGGCCAAACCUGAGCCAGCUCCGAGACUUGUUUCCGCGCCGCCGGCUUCCUGUACCCAUGGCGAAGAAUGUCGCACGGGACCUUGUGACGGCGCUCGCGUUUCUUCACGACGAAUGCGGAGUUAUCCACACGGACAUCAAACCGACAAACAUUCUAGUCGAAACGGCCGAGACAAACGAUAUGUUCCAGCAUGCGCCGCCUGACGUCUUCCAGCAACAAUCGGCGCCACUACCGUCGCCGCACGACUACUACAUGGCGUCGGAGCCAGUGGUUUCGGCGCACGAGGAUCUGACAGCCGCAGCCGCUGUCUCAGGCAUGUCAUUCCGCCUCGCCGAUUUCGGUACUGCCUCUUGGACGACCAAGCACCUCUCCGAAUGGAUCCAGCCGGACAAGCUGCGGGCGCCCGAGGUCAUUCUCGGUGCUGCCUGGGACAGCAAGGUCGACAUUUGGAACUUGGGCCUCGUUAUAUGGGAGCUGACGACGGGCCAGCUGUGCUUCGACGGACAAGCCACCGCCACAGCCGCGUACUCGUCUGAGGCGCACCUGGCGCAGAUGCAGGCGAUCCUGGGGCGCAUGCCCGACACGCUGCUGUCCCGUGCCAGCCGUCGUGACCGGCUCGAGAGCGGCAUAUCCUUCCCGUCGUUUGCGCUCGAGGAUCUGUGCGCUGGCAGUGGUGCUUUUGGUGAGGGCGACGGAAGCAAAGACGACAGAGAGGCCUUUGUGGCCGUUGUGCGAAGCAUGCUGGAUCUGGAGCCGCACAACAGACCAUGCGCGCGGGAUCUGCUAGAAUCCAGUUGGCUAAGAACAGCCAAGAUAGAGUAG
Sporothrix brasiliensis 5110 is the source of this 1197-nucleotide messenger RNA. RefSeq names its product protein kinase domain-containing protein. The record is from RefSeq and is a predicted model, not a curated record. Gene Ontology annotation, molecular function: protein kinase activity; ATP binding. The transcript is spliced from 5 exons. Gene Ontology annotation, biological process: protein phosphorylation; spliceosomal complex assembly; regulation of mRNA processing. Bases 1 to 1197 code for a protein of 398 amino acids. Lineage: Eukaryota; Fungi; Ascomycota; Sordariomycetes; Ophiostomatales; Ophiostomataceae.